CGGCCGAGGCCUACAUGCAAGACUCCCUGAGCCUGCUGUUGGGCAGCCUGAGGGAGCGGUUGGCCGCCGCCCCGUCCCUGGAAGGCGCCGAGGACCUGCUCCUGCGCCUCGAGGAGACCGACGACGACUUCCACAACUACGAGUUUGUGAAGUACCUCCGGCAAUACAUAUGCGACACCCUGGGAUCUCUGAUCGAAGAGGAAAUGGAAAAAUGCACGGCGGCUCCGGAUCAGGGCGAAGGAGUCGGCUAUGACACUCUCGUUCAGCAUGUGACCAAAAGAACCCAAGAAUCCAAGGAGUACAAAGAAAUGAUGCAUUCCCUGAAGAAUGCCAUGAUGGCAGUCGUGGAAUCCCUGAUCAACAAGUUUGAAGACGAUCAGCUGCACCAUAAAGAGAUGCCGAAGAAAAUUCAGAAGGAGAAAUGCCACUGCGCUGACAACUGCUCUGACAGUGACUCUUCAUUCAACCAGAGUUAUAAAUUCAAUCAAGGGAAGCUACAAUUAAUUGUAGAAAGGCUAGAACCCGGACAACCUAAGGAGGUGCGACACGAAGCAAUGCAGCUCUUAUGCUCGGCCCCUCCGUCCGACGUUCUCAGCUGCGAGAACUGGCCCGUCCUUCGGGAGAAACUGACGACAGCUCUUGCCGACCCGGAUUGGGCGUUCAGCGACCGAAUUUUGAGAUUCUACGCGCAGACGUUCACACUGUCGCCUCUUCAUAUGACGAAGGAAAUUUAUACCAGCUUAGCCAAACAUUUGGAGUUAUAUUUUCUCUCGGGGGAAAACCAUAUUCCUACCCUUCUGACUGGAGUAGACGUAACAAACCCGACUACGGUCCGUUUACUUAAAAAGGUUCGUCUUCUAAAUGAGUAUCAGAAGGAGGCUCCAUCUUUCUGGAUUCGGUAUCCAGAGAAGUACAUGGAGGAGAUGGUGGGGAGGACUUUGUCGCUCUUGUCGGUUCAACACGGUCAACGCCUGCUGGUCUCGCCGAAGACUCUGGAACCGAUAUACUUUGUGGCGCUGCUGGAUGUCAAAGCCGUGUGGUUCAAAAAGUGGAUGCACGCCCAUUACAGCAGAACUGUGGUUCUAAGACUCCUUGACAAGAAAUAUAAAUCUCUGAUUGCAUCUUCGGUUCAGCAGUGCAUCCGCUACUCCGACUCAUGGGAGGUCACGCCAUCCGAUGAAACCCUGAGACUUCGGCAGCAGUGUGGUGAUAAACAGAAGACUUUCUAUUCGGGACAAGAAUUACAGUAUAUUUAUUUUGUCCACUCACUAUGCCUUUUAGGAAGACUAUUGAUCUAUACCCAUGGCAGAAAGUUAUUUCCCAUAAAGUUGAAAAAUAGAAAAGAUUCAGUCACCCUCACAGACCUGUUGGUCCUGUUUACGCGACUCAUCUAUUGUUCUCCAAGUUGUCCGAAGACGAUACCGGCUGAGCACACAGGGGACUACUCUCCGGCUAGCCUGGUGACCGAAGUGCUCCUCAUACUUUGCGACCAGAAAGAAUGCGCAACUGAGUGUGUCUAUAAGAGCACGGUGGUUGAUGCUCUGCUCCAGCCUAUUAAGAAUUUGAUGGCAGGAACAAAGGCUGCUCCGAAUUGUUCUGAAACAGCACUAAUUUAUAUAGGUGAUAUUUUGGCAAGGAUUGCUUCAGUGGAAGAAGGCCUUGCCCUGCUUCUCUUUGGAGAAAAUGCAAGCUCUUCUAGAGAAGAAAGCCUCGCAGGCGCUCACGUGGUUGCCCAGUUUUCAAAGAAGCUGCUCGACGAAGAUAUUCCUGCUUUGUCCGGAUCUGAGCUGUUGCCUGUCGUUAAAGGGGCUUUCAUUUUUGUUUGCCGCCAAAUGUACAGCACUUGUGAAGGUCUACAGGUGUUGGUUCCUUAUGGCUUGCACGAGUCCAUCGCCAACGCAUGGAGAAAGACCAGUUUGCUUUCCGAGAGAAUUCCAACACCUGUUGAGGGAUCUGACUCUGUCUCCUCCGCCAGUCAGGAGUCCCCAAACCUCAUGGCAUGGGAAGAUAAUUUAUUAGAUGAUUUGUUAAGUUUUGCUGCUACUCCCAGAGGACUUUUACUUCUUCAGAAAACAGGUGCCAUUGAUGAAUGUGUGACAUUUAUGUUCAAUCGAUAUGCAAAGAAACAACAGGUCAGCAAACGGGAAGAGUUUGACUAUGGAGUGAUAGUGACCCAAGUGGCAACGACAGCUGCGGGUGCGGUAGCUCUGCAGAAUUCAGGAUUUAUCAGCGCUCUCGUGACGGAACUAUGGGCCGUGCUGGAGUGCGGAAGAGACGACGUCCGAGUCACACACCCCAGAUCUACCCCGGUGGAUCCCAUUGACCGAAGUUGCCAGAAGUCUUUCCUAGCCCUGGUGAACUUGUUGUCCUCUCCAGCUGUUUAUGAACUGAUUGGAAACCAGGAUAUUCCAAAUAAAGCAGAAUAUUCACUUCGGGAGGUUCCUACGUCCAUUAUCGACCUUAUCGACAGGCUUAUUGCUUUGAAUUCGGAUGCCAAGAUUCGCUCUCUAUUUAACUACGAACAAUCACAUAUCUUUGGUUUGAGGCUGUUAAGUGUGUUGUGCUGUGAUCUAGACACCCUUCUCCUCCUAGAGACUCAGUACCAGCUGUCCAAAAUGCUCCUGAAAGCCCAGGAGGAGAAUGUCACAGAGGCCCCCGAGGGUCACGGGAAUUUCAUAAUUGAUGGUCUCUCAGUAGAGAGAAACCAUGUUCUGGUUAGAAUAAAUCUCAUCGGUGGACCACUGGAACGGACAUUACCUCCGAGACUGCUCCAGAAGGGUCCCGAUCCAUAUCCCUGGCCAAUGUUUUCAUCGUACCCUGUGCCCAGCUGCUACCUGUCAGAAGCCGCUCGAAAGCCUGAUGGAAAACCAGAGAGCGAUAUUGGCAGGCUAACGUCCUCCUUCAAGAGCUGCGACAAACCCAGCGCCUGGAUCGACAGCUGCAGGAAGCAGUUCGGCAAAACCAUGAGAAUGAAACCCGGAGCCUUGAGCGGAGCCGCUUUGGCAGAAUUAAUGGAAAAAUUUGUGUCGCAUCUCUCGGAAACCCCAUCGGAGUGCUACUUCACCGCGGUAGAGUAUAAAGCGGCUGAUUUAAAUGUGAAGAAUGAAAGCCUUUCAUCUGUGCAGCAACUUGGCGUUAAAAUGACUGUCAGCUAUGGUAAAUUCCUCAAUCUUCUGAAGGAAGGUGCCGAGAAUGACCUUACAUUGGUAUUAAAGCACUGCGGGAAAUUCCUGAAACAGCAACAAGCAGAUGUAAAGUCUUCGCUCCGCUGUCUCCAGGGUGGUUACCCUGGCCAUGACUGGUUCGUGUCUUCUGUAUUUAUGAUCAUGUCAGGGGACAAAGAGAGGACCUUUAAAUUUCUCCAGUGCUUCUCCCGACUUCUAACCUCUGCUUUCCUCUGGUUGCCACGGCUGCACCUCUGGAGACACCUACCUACCGACGUAGCAGAGUCGGGCAUGCAUCCACUGUAUUUCUGCAGCGCUCACGGCAUUGAGAUGUUGCUUAAAGCUGAAGUGCCUCUCGUCUUUUCGGCUUUCCAGAUGUCCGGCUUCACGCCCUCUCAGAUUUGUCAGCAGUGGCUAACUCAGUGCUUCUGGAAUUACCUGGACUGGGAGGAGAUCUGCCACUAUAUUGCAACGUGCGUUUUCCUGGGUCCUGAUUACCAGGUCUAUCUGUGCAUAGCCAUUUUCAAGCAUCUGCAGCAAGAUAUUCUUCAACACACUCAGACUCAGGAUCUCCAGGUCUUUCUGAAGGCGCCAUGGAAGCAGGAAGCAAAAAAGAAAAUCAAGCAACUUUGUCCAAAAACAUUUGAAUAGAUGAAUUUAACCAGUCACCCUUCAAAGACUAUUUCGCUGAAGUGAUUCAGAAACGUUGUUUCAAGUUCUUUUCCUUUUAGUCUAUAGAGAUGGGCUUUUUCAUAGAAACUUGAAUCUCAUUUCUUCACAGAAACCAUAGAAUCAUUCCACCAUUAGACCCACCCUGACUGAUUUUACCACUUGUAGAAAUGAAUUGAGGACACGGUACUUUCUUGAAUCUGUAGCUGUUUGCUAGCUACUUACUUCUUCAUUAAGUAGGCCCCUCGUAAGCUGGAAAUUCAGCCUUAUUUAGGACACUUUAUAACCCUGCUUUCUCUGGCCUGUUUUUCAGAAAUGGAUGGAUUUUGAAUUAUCUGCCUGCAUGAUCUGUCAGUGUAGCACAAAUCUCAUAUCAUCACUGUUUCCUGGAACUUGAUAUUCCUAGACCAGAUUUAAGGGUAUGCCUGUAGGUUGGUCAGGAAGCUUCUGUAGGACAUUCAUUAUUUCAUUCCUUAAAUGGUAUACAUGUGAAAUGAGUCAUUUCUCAGCAACCCAAGUGCUAAAUACCGUAUUUGUGAAUUCUUCAGGCUUCUCCCUACUCUGCUAUCCUUUGGCCUGUCUUCUGCUGCUCCCUUCUGCUUCCUAGCAUCUUCAGCAAAGCUGAAAAGAGACAAGAGAAAGAAAGUAAAACUCAAAACCAGUCAAUUUUGCUACUUGAUAGCAUUUUACAAAGGUUAGAUGGGGGCACGGAAGCUAAAUUUAAAUGAAAGAUUGAAGGUGAGAAGUUUGGAUUGCCCUUGUGUUUUUAUACUGGGCUUUCCCUCAUCCACGUUAGCACGUAGACAUUUGCUCUGUAAAGUGAAUGAGGACAAGCAGGGCAUAAAAACACGCAGAUAAACCAAACGCUACCACAUUCUUCCUUCU
Molecule: messenger RNA, 4718 nt
Organism: Tachyglossus aculeatus (Australian echidna)
Lineage: Eukaryota; Metazoa; Chordata; Mammalia; Monotremata; Tachyglossidae
Gene: TBC1D32
Product: TBC1 domain family member 32
Exons: 33
Coding region: 15-3815 (1266 amino acids)
Biological process (GO): non-motile cilium assembly
Source: RefSeq, a predicted model, not a curated record